Amphiprion ocellaris (clown anemonefish) is the source of this 2319-nucleotide messenger RNA. It is a transcript of the gene f10, whose product is annotated as coagulation factor X. Gene Ontology annotation, cellular component: extracellular region. Gene Ontology annotation, biological process: blood coagulation; proteolysis. The record is from RefSeq and is a predicted model, not a curated record. The transcript is spliced from 9 exons. Lineage: Eukaryota; Metazoa; Chordata; Actinopteri; Pomacentridae. The coding region runs from base 40 to 1647 and encodes 535 amino acids. Gene Ontology annotation, molecular function: calcium ion binding; serine-type endopeptidase activity.
UCUGGUUCCACUUGGUUCUAGCGGAGAAGCUCUGGUGUGAUGUUGUUCUUUGGAUGUUCUCCUGCUGGAAUGUUCCUCUUCUUCAUCUGGUCAGCCAGUAUUCUGAUUCCUCCUCAGACCUUCAUCCAGAAAUGUCACCAGCAUCGUCAUGCCGCCACCUCCGUGCUCCACUUGUUCCUGGAUGGCCCGGCAGCAAGCCAGGUUCUGAUCCGGUCCAGGAGAGCCAACAGCUUCCUGGAGGAGAUGAAACAAGGAAACAUGGAGAGAGAAUGCAUGGAGGAGCGCUGCGACUGGGAGGAAGCCCGGGAGAUCUUUGAAGACACAGAGAAGACGAAUGACUUCUGGGCCAAAUAUGUGGAUGGUGACGCCUGCGAGUCGCAGCCAUGUGCUCAUGGCGGACGUUGCAAAGACGGGAUUGGAACCUACAACUGCUACUGCCAGGAUGGCUACAAGGGCUUCAACUGCCAAGUCGUUAUUCCUGAACUCUGCGAGAACAAAAAUGGUGGCUGUGAACAUUUCUGCAACGUGGUCCGAGCCAGCGUCCAGUGUUCCUGUGCUGACGGAUACUUCUUAGCAUCGGACGAUAAAUCCUGCAUCUCCAAUGAGAAAUUCAAAUGUGGCGCCCUCAUCACGGAAAACGUCCGAAGCGUCUUCAGGUAUGAGAGGAACAUGACGGCCAAUGUGACGAUGGCCAACAUGACGGUUGAGAACGUGACGAUGGAGAACGUGACGGUGGAAUACAUGACGGGUCUGAAUGCUACCAUCAACGGCACUGAGCAGCGAGACGUUCUGGACGUUCCGUCCUCAGCAGAGACCGUCUUACCGAGAGUCACCGAGCAGACGAUCAUCUCUCAGAUGGCCGGAAUGACUCGCAUCGUCAACGGAGAGGACUGUCCACCUGGAGAGUGUCCAUGGCAGGCUCUGCUCCUCAACGAGGACGACCAGGGGUUCUGUGGUGGAACAAUCCUCAAUGAAUACAUCAUCCUGACCGCCGCCCACUGCAUGAACCAAUCACAGUACUUCUACGUCAAGCUUGGUGAGUUCGACACGUUGGUGACUGAAGGUAACGAAGUGGACCGCACGGUGGAGACCAUCGUGACCCACCUCAGGUACCAACCCAACACCUACCACAACGACAUCGCCCUCAUCAAACUGGCCACACCCAUCAAGUUCAGCAGGUACAUCCUGCCGGCCUGCUUACCUGAGCAGGACUUCGCCGAAAAGGUUCUGAUGAAUCAGCCCGAUGGGAUGGUCAGCGGUUUCGGGCGUCUGGGUGAAGGUCGGCAGCCAUCUACCAUCCUGCAGCGCCUCACGGUUCCAUACGUCAAUCGAAAGACCUGCUUGGAGUCCACAGCGCUGAAGAUUUCCGCCCGCAUGUUCUGCGCCGGGUACGACUCCAUCGCCAAGGAUGCCUGUCAGGGUGACAGCGGCGGACCGCACGUCACACGCUACCGGGACACCUACUUCGUGACGGGCAUCGUGAGUUGGGGCGAAGGCUGCGCCCGCAGGGGGAAGUACGGCGUCUACACCCAGGUGUCCAAGUUCACCGGCUGGAUCCGAGAGGGCAUCAACCGGCUGGUUCCCCAGGACAAGAACGGAGCCCGCAGGAAGAGGAACCACGGCGCCAUCAAGAGGCUGGUCAUGUAACACGCUUGGAACAUGUCUGUAACACUCUGUAAUGCCAGUAAUGCCUGCAACGUGUCUACUACAACACGCCUAUAACACAUCUGUAACAUGCCUGUAACAUGUCUACUACAUGCCUGUAGCAGGUCAGUACCCAGCUGCAGGACAGAUCAUAUCUGAGCCACAGAACCAACGUUGACUUUGGUCCAGUCAGCAGCUGGUGAAGUUCUCCAAGUUCUCCUUUUGGUUCUUGACAUAUUCUACAUGGUUCUUCACGUGUUCUACAUGGUUCUUGACAUGUUCUACAUGGUUCUUCACAUGUUCUUUGUGGUUCUUCAUAUGUUCUACGUGGUUCUUGACAUGGGGCAGCAGAACCGUCAGUGAAAACAUCUGUAAAAGAAUCUGUUACCUCGUCGAGCAGAACAAAAUGGGAAAACUGUUUAUUUUAAAACAUGAAAUCAGUUUGUUGUUUCUUCAACCAGAACCGGUCCUUGGUUCUAGUUUGAGAUGUCUGAUGGUGAACAUGUUCUACUUCCACAUAUUUAAUCCCAUUAAACUGAAUCCAGCAGCUUCCAGUAGAACGUAGUUUCAUCUUUAAUCUUCUGUCAACCAAACGCCUGUUUUUGUGUUUUUUCGUUCUUGUUUUUGUCAGAAAUGAACUGAAAAUGAAAAUAAAGACGAACUAUGAGAAGCAAA